UCACUUGGAUCCGUUCGGCACUGCAGUGAACUACCUGGACGCUGCCUUCAGGAACAUCCGGAACCUGGGCAUCAUCUCUGUGACGUCCACCGACACGUCCUCUCUGUACUCCAAGAGUCCCAACGUCACCCUGCGGCACUACGGCUGCCACAUCAUCCGCACGGAGUACUACAAAGAGCUGGCUGCACGCAUGGUGGUGGACACAGUGUCCAGAGCGGCGGCUCGCUGUAACAAAGGCAUCGAGGUGCUGCUGGCCGUGGCCCUGGAGCAUUUCGUCCUGGUGGUGGUGCGAGUCCUCCGGGGCCCGACGCAGGCGGACGAGUCCACGAAGAAGUUACGUAAACUGGUCCACUGUCAGUGGUGUGAGGAGAGAGUCUUCCUCAAGAAGGGGAACAUGGUGGACGAAACGCUGCCCUGUAACUGUCACGGAAGUAUGCCCGGGAAGACAGCAGUGCAGCUGGGGCCGUUAUGGUCCGGCCCUCUGUUUAACACAGGCUUCCUGAGGAGGAUGCUGUCUGCGGCGGUGAAGCACAGCAUGGACGACAUCCAGCCGCUCGUCAAAACUCUCAUCUGCGAGUCGGACUGCACCACCCUCAAGUCGCUAGUCCACGGGUCGUCUGCUCUCAGCAACCAAGUGGAGUGCGGAGUCGUCAUCAAGACCUUGAAGAGCGGAGAAGAGUCGGGUCAGGCUGAGCAGUCCGGUGAGUCAGUGGCAGCAGAAGGAAU
Notothenia coriiceps (black rockcod) is the source of this 726-nucleotide messenger RNA. Its product is annotated as TRMT1-like protein. The record is from RefSeq and is a predicted model, not a curated record. NCBI's taxonomy places the organism in Eukaryota, Metazoa, Chordata, Actinopteri, Perciformes, Nototheniidae. Gene Ontology annotation, biological process: tRNA N2-guanine methylation. Gene Ontology annotation, molecular function: tRNA (guanine) methyltransferase activity; RNA binding. The transcript has 5 exons. The annotation marks the transcript as partial. Gene Ontology annotation, cellular component: nucleus.